This is a messenger RNA of Syngnathus acus (greater pipefish), 5062 nucleotides long. It is a transcript of the gene kdm2ab, whose product is annotated as lysine (K)-specific demethylase 2Ab. The record is from RefSeq and is a predicted model, not a curated record. Gene Ontology annotation, molecular function: transcription coregulator activity; protein binding; DNA binding. Lineage: Eukaryota; Metazoa; Chordata; Actinopteri; Syngnathiformes; Syngnathidae. The transcript is spliced from 23 exons. Gene Ontology annotation, biological process: protein demethylation; regulation of transcription by RNA polymerase II. Bases 232 to 4071 code for a protein of 1279 amino acids.
UGCUAGGUUCGUGCGUAUGUGUGUUGUUUGACCAGCUGAAAAUGGCGGCUCGUAGCGUCGAAUCCGUCUAACUUUAUGGCAUAUUAAUAAACACAACAAUACACCAGUGUUUCGGCCUCGUAACAUGUGGGCAAACUUAUCGGAGAAGCUUUUCUUGCUCAUCUUGUGAAGCGUCACCCCGGCUGCUGCGACUUAACGGUGUUUCAACGUAGAGGUAAAAUCCUUGAGACUAUGGAGGAUACUCAUACACGAUACAGCAAACGCCUGCGUACUGGUACACGGCGGCGGUACCAGGAUGACGGAAUCUCUGACGAUGAAAUCGAAGGGAGACGUAUGUUCGACCUGGAUGAAAAAUUACAGUGUAGCAGGUUUGGCUCUGAAUUGGUCAAACAUAUGGAAGGGAAAGAUCUCACGUUUGAAUACAUCCAACGAGAAGGUUUGAGGGAUCCCAUCAUCUUUGAGAAAGAUGAAGGCCUUGGAAUACAAAUGCCAGACUCUGAUUUUAGCGUGAGUGAUGUGAAGGUGUUUGUUGGCAGUCGGCGCAUCGUUGACGUGAUGGAUGUGAACACCCAGAAGGGAAUCGAGAUGUCAAUGGCACAGUGGCGGCGCUACUACGAGACGCCGCCAUCUGAAAGAGAGAAACUUUAUAAUGUUAUCAGCUUGGAGUUUAGCCACACCAGAUUGGAGAAUCUGGUCCAAAGACCGGCUUCAGUGGACCUGAUUGACUGGGUGGACAACAUGUGGCCUCGCCAUCUCAAGGAGAGACAGAGGGACUCUACCAACGCCAUCAUUGACAUGCACUAUCCCAAAGUACAGAAGUACUGUCUAAUGAGUGUGCAGGGCUGCUUCACAGAUUUCCAUAUCGACUUUGGCGGCACUUCAGUCUGGUAUCACAUACUCCGAGGAGGAAAGGUGUUCUGGUUGAUUCCACCCAGCCCCCAGAAUCUGGAGAUGUAUGAGAACUGGGUUUUGUCAGGAAAGCAGGGAGAUAUCUUCUUGGGAGACAAGUGUCACGACUGCCAGAGGAUAGAGCUCAAGCAGGGCAACACCUUCAUGAUUCCCUCAGGGUGGAUCCAUGCUGUGUACACACCUGAGGACACCCUGGUGUUUGGGGGCAAUUUCCUUCACAGCUUCAAUAUUCCCAUGCAGCUCAACAUCUACAGCAUUGAAGAUCGUACUCGGGUCCCAGCCAAGUUUCGCUAUCCCUUUUACUACGAGAUGUGCUGGUAUGUCCUGGAGAGGUACCUCUACUGCCUGACCAACAUUUCCCACCUCACCCCCGAGUUCCAAAAAUACUCGCUCGGCAUAGGCCUGACGCGAGCAGACCUUGGGAUCCAUAACAACACAGGUAACGGUGCCUCCAAUAGCAUCGACGGUGAUGUAGAGAUAAAGUUGAAGGAAUCCGAAGACGAAGAAGUCCUAACGGAAGAAAAGAAUCCAGUCAUCAGACCGCGGCAUAUUAUAACACCCUUUGAGCUUGAGGGGCUGUGGAACCUUGUGGGGAAGCUGGAGGAAUUGCCUGCGAGCAAAAAAUGUGUCCCUUCUGGAAUUGGCAAUCCUGAAGCAUUAUUAGAAGACAUGAGGGCUGUUCUGAAAGAGCAUGCUAUGGAUAUCCCCAAGCUGUCUUACACUGGAGAACCCAUUGUCAAGUGGCCCAAAAGACCAUCAUGGUACCAACCACCAGAACCUCCACCAGCGCCGCUUUACCGUUCCCGCUUGGCUCCUCCGCUCCACAAAUCGUUGGGCCAUAAACGAUCGCGCAUUUCUGCUUUGAGGCGCCGGCGAGUGCGGUGCAAGACUUGCGCCGGGUGCAGCAGGAAAGAGUGUGGUGACUGCCAGUUCUGUCUUGACAUGAGGAAGUUUGGCGGGCCUGGAAGAAUGAAGAAGGGCUGCGUCAUGAGACAGUGUCUCAUGCCUGCUUUGCCAAAUACAGCCAGAUGCGCAAUUUGUGAAGAAGGGGAAGCAGAGGAAUCUCACCCAAGCACUCACACGCUCAUGGAGUGCUCUGUUUGUUCACGGAUAACCCAUCGGCGUUGCAUGAAGGAUCCUGGUGAGGGUAAAAUUAAUACAGAUUUGCCAAGCCUUUGGGAAUGUCCUCGGUGUUAUAACAGCAAAGGCUCCGAGUCGGAUCAGUCUUCCAGUGAGGGGGAAAGUGAAGAAUCAGAGAGUUCAACGUCCUUGCCUCCAUCAAAACUUGCCUAUCGGGAAGGUAUUGGCGUACGGGGCCGACGGGGCAAAGCCACAUCACGACCCACUGCUCGGCCCACAGCCCCGCCACCCUCUCAGAAAUUGCUACUGCAGCAUCGACGGAGCCGUAAAAGAGCAAGUCUACUGGAGCUGCGACUCAAGAAAAGGAUAAAACUAGAGCGCAGCAAAAUUCUUGCACAAAAACAAGUUAUGGAGCGUGCCAGGUUACAGUCGCGCCUGCGCUCUCCAGCAAAUGCACUAUCUCAGGGAAGAGGUCGGGGCACCUCCUACCCUCACGGAAGCUCUUCCAGAGUGACUGGGUCCCUCCAGCUACAGUCUAUUCCCAGUCUGGCCAUUGAACCCAAGGUAGAGCCUUGCAGAGGGCGGGGGAGAGGGGUGAGGCUGCGUGGAGGAGGAGCAGGAAGAGGAAUGACAGGCAGUAGGUACCAUCAGGGGCUGGAAGUGGAGAGUGAAGACAGUAGUAGCAGCAGCAGCACUAACAGCAGCAGCUCUGACGAUGACGAAGAAGGGGAGCGAGUGCAAAAUGGCAAGCAAGCAGGCAAUAAAGAGAACCAGCCACUGUCAAGUUCAGGAGGACAAGCAGCCAAAGAUCGAGAAGAGGAAGAGCGGCGAGACACCAACCAAAAUGGUGGAGAGGAUGAUGGCGAUGAGAUGGAGCAGGGCGCCAAUGGCUCGUUUAUUAAAGUGACACUCCAAAGGCCCACCAAUGACAAGCAGGAACCUUCAGCAAUUGUUCCCAAACUAGAGGCAAUCACACCUCAAUUUGUCCCUGCGGCAAAACCCAACCCCAACAAAACCCUCAUCAGGCCACCUAUCAGAAACCCUAAUAAACAUUCCAGCAGUCAGGUGCCAGCAAUCAAUCGCGGUGGCCACGCACGUACAUCCCACCAAACAGGAGGGAACGAAAUCACCAAACGAAAAAAGCAGAGCAGUGCGGCUAAGCUGAGCAACGGUGCCUCCUCCUCUUGCUCCUCUGAGCUUCUGCACCAUCGCAUCCCUUUGUCUGCCUUGCAAGAUGGAGGUAGUGAAGCUGACAGGGCAGGUGGUGGGAGUAGGCCAGACUGCGAGAGGGAAGUGUGGGUCUCCGUCUUCCGCUACUUAAGUCGAGCAGAUCUUUGUGUGUGUAUGGCGGUCUGCAAGAACUGGUACAAAUGGUGCCUUGACAAGCGACUUUGGGCGCAGAUUGACCUGAGCAUCAAACGCACCAUCACACCUCAAGCCCUGACGGGAAUCAUAAAGAGACAGCCUGCUUCACUAGAUCUUUCCUGGACCAACAUCUCGAAAAAACAACUCGGUUGGCUUGUUGGCCGCCUUCCAGGGCUGAAGGAUCUGAUGUUGGCAGGUUGUUCCUGGACGUCCAUUUCAGCACUCUGUUCCUCUGCUUGUCCUCUCCUCCGCACUCUGGACGUGCGGUAUGCAGAUGGGGUUAAAGAUGCUCAGAUCAGAGACUUGGUCACUCCCCCAGGUUGUGACAACCGCAGUCAGUUGAGGACCAUGCAGUGUUUGCGACUUGCCGGCUUGGACAUUAGUGACUCUACCCUGCGCCUGGUGAUCCGCCACAUGCCCCACUUGACCAAACUGGACCUUUCUCACUGCAACAAUCUCACAGACCACUCCAUCAACCUGCUGACUGCGGUGGGUUCGUCCACCCGGAACACACUAACAGAGCUCAACUUAGGAGGGAGCAGUAAACUCACAGAUACGUGUUUGACGUAUCUCCGCCGCCUGUCUUGCAUAUCACUACUCGACUUGCGAGGCUGUAAAGGCGUCUCCCGCAAAGCGUGCGAGUCCUUUAUCUCAGAGCUAUCAGUCAAUACGCUCUACUGCCUGUCAGAUGAAAAACUGAUCCAAAGGAUAUCCUAAAGCUCGGUUUUAAGUGUCGCAGCAGAGCGAGGACAUUCAAGUACACAUGUACCACAGCAAUGCAGGAGUGACCUCACCAAGAGUGCUUACUCCCUCGUCUGCUGUUGAGGAAAAGGACAGUGUACCUAAAGAGACUCAGGAGUCCUUAUUUUUGGUUUUAUCUUACCGUUUGAGCGGCGGGGAGAAAAUAGGUCAUGGUUAGCUGUUUUAGACUACAUAUCCCCUUUACAUUUCAGCUCCUUUUGGUUGGGUCUGUCACUUUUUGCUUCCAUUUUGGUGACACCUUUUUGCUUCAUGCACAGCAACUGUUGCUUGAUAUUCGUUUAAACUAAAGCCAAACUCUGAAAUAGAAUCUCUAAGUUGUAAAUUUGUUGAUUUGGCAAGUAUGCAUGAACAAGAGAAUUAUGAGUCUAAUCAAUACGGCAACUAGACCCUACCCCAUGAGCGGUCGGGGGGUGGGGGGCGGUUUCCAAUAACAAGCCAAGGAGCAGGUGUCACAUCAGUGGUGGAUUUUCGACCACCAUUCGACAUCAGGUGCUAUUAUUUCCAAACACUUUGUUUUUUGUACAGAGAUUGUUUAGAGAAAUGUAGGUAUGUAUACCCUUUCUCCCCACCUCUGAUAUAUUUUUCUGGAAUUAAAUUUUCUCACAGAAUAUCAAGACACAGUUCAUUGUAGAAAUGUAUAACUUGUUUAUUUGAGGGAGGGCGGCAUAAAUGGGGAUGGGAUAGGAUUGUCUUUCGUUGCACCCAACAAGUAACUUUAACCUGAUACAAACUCCUGGCAGAGACUGCUUUUGUAGCCUCAUGUCUGCAAAUGAAUAUAUAUAUAUAUAUAUAUACUUUUGUGUAAAUGUUUUCCCUCUAUUAGGUGUUCAAAACGGGGAUCCUUGUAGCAUUAUAAUUAUUUUCAGAUUUUUUUUUACUUCGUUUAUGUAUUUUUCAAGAAAAAUAAAAACAAUGAUUCUCAGUGAGUACUGAGUUUUUCCGCCCC